Molecule: messenger RNA, 4264 nt
Organism: Mycena citricolor
Lineage: Eukaryota; Fungi; Basidiomycota; Agaricomycetes; Agaricales; Mycenaceae
Source: the annotation of a GenBank genome assembly
UCCAGCCUGUACUUCACUGUACGAUCAUGUCCGUUCCCGGGGCGGCGUUCGGGCCACUGCCAUUUGGUUGGACUCAACAUCAAAUAACAUUCGACAGGCCCCACCGACAGCUGUACUACCACAACGUCAACACGAAGGAGUCCACCUACACGCGCCCCCUCCCGCCACCCCCCGCGCAGGAGAAGAAGAAGAAAGAGAAGCCGCUCGUGAAGACGCCGAUCCCGGGCACGGACUGGAUACGCGUGCAGACGACCGAGGGCAACACGUUCUACUCGCACAAAAUCGACAAGAAGAGUGUGUGGGUCGUGCCGGAUGAGAUUCGCGCGGCUGUGCAGGCGAUGGAUGACGCCCACGGGGAGGACGACGGCGUGGCGCACGAGAUCGACAGGGUCAAGAGCGAGGUGGCCGCGGCCGUGAAGCGCAAAGCGGAGGAUCCGACCGUUACGGGAAAGCCGGCGGUCUCGAAGAAGGCGAAAGUGGAGGAAGUAGGCGAGGACGACGAGGAGGACAGUGAAGAUGGAGACGAGGUAGAGGAGGAUUGGGAGAAGGAGGCCGCUGCUCAACUGGAGGCAGAGGCGGAGGAGGAAAUGCAGCGACAGAGGGACGAGACGGAACGCGUCAAGGCGGAGGCUGCAGCGGAAGCCGAGCGUCUGCGCAAGGAGUCUAUCCGUCUUAACCUUCCCGACCGCGUUGAUCUAUCAACACUUCUCCGUGAAAAGGAUAUCAAUCCGUUACAACCAUGGGAUGCGGCCCUGCCCCUGUUCGUAUCUGACCCUCGCUACGUCUUGCUUUCGUCUGUUUCUGCCCGACGGGAGGCCUUCGAUGAUUACUGCCGGGAGCGCGCGCGCGAGCUACGACAAGCGAACGUCAAGAAGGAGGUAGAGACUCUGACCCCGAAGGAAGAGUUCGAACGGUUCCUGAAGGACGAAGUCAAAAGCACACGAACCAAUUGGUCCGAGUUCCGCCGGACCUGGAAGAAGGAUCGCCGGUUCUAUGGCUGGGGUCGUGACGAUCGAGAACGGGAAAAGAAGUUCAAAGAGUGGAUCAAGGAGUUGGGUGAAAGUCGCAGAAAAACGGGCCGCUGCUCUCAAAGCAGAGUCAGACUUCUUUGCUCUACUGCGCGAGAAUCUCAUCGGGAAACCAAGUAUGCCUUGGAAAGAUGCGAAGCGUGGGCUUGCGAAGGACCCCCGGUACGACGCUGUGGGUCUUCGUCACUUCGCGAGGAACUGUACGAUACUUUCAUGAAGGGCAAUGCGUUGAGCAGUGCGUCAGGCUCCAAGGCGAUUGAAAAGGAGGAAGAUAAACCUGAGGAGGAGACGUACGAAGAACAGCAGAGAAAACGGAAGGAGAGAGCUUCACAGGCUCUGAAAGACCGGGAAAGUAAGGUGAAAGCUGAUAUGGAGCGAGUGGAUGCUCAGAUUGGGCGCUCGCGGCAGAUCAGUGACAAGGAGGAGGGCGAGCUUUUGUUCAAGAGUCUGUUGACAGACGCAGUGCGGGAUCCACAGAUGACCUGGGACGUUGUUGUUCCCUUAUUGUCAGCGGACCCGCGGUUCCAGCUCUCGCCUCUUUCGACGGGUACACAGCGGGGCCUGUUCAAUGCACAUGUGAAUCAUCUGCGCUCCAGGCACAUGGCGUCACUUCACGCGUUGUUCGAGCAACAAGCGCCAUCACUGGUAACUGAAUUCGACGCGUUGCCGCUGUCCGAGCUACUCGAUGCACCGCCCGUCACGAGAUUAGGCUUCGAUGUUCGUGCGCUCGAGGAUGAAUUCAGCCGCUGGCGCAGACAACGAACGAGCGACUGUCGCAAAGCCUUCGACGAGAUGCUAGCAGAGAACGCAUUCAUCGAAUUCUGGGGGAAACUGAGGAAAAUCGGGGGUGAAGGGGUUGACGGCGGAGUCAAAGCUGACGAGGAAGGGAUGAACGAAGAUGAAGGGGCCGGUGGCGGGGGCAAAGUCGACAUGAAAGUGCUCGCCAAGAGCGUUGAUGUUGCUGAGAUUGAGAAAGUUCUGAAGAACGACAAGAGGUAUGUGAUGUUUGAUCAUGUUCCAGAACAAAGGGAGCAAUGGAUCAGGAGCGAUGUCGCCCGUCUUCGCAAGAUCGUGAUCAACAGCCUCUACUCGCACAAGGAAAUCUUCCUGCGUGAACUCAUCUCGAAUGCCAAUGACGCCGUGGAGAAGCUACGACUGACGUCCCUCAAGGACAAGUCGCUCUGGGACGGCAGCGAGCUGAACAUCACCAUCGUGGCUGUGAAGGACGAGGACGGCAAGGGCGGUCGUCUCAUCAUUUCCGACACCGGCAUUGGCAUGACGCCUGCUGAGCUGUCCACUAACCUCGGUACUCUGGCCAAGUCUGGCACAUCCGACUUCCUCGCUCAGGCCGAUUCUUCCGACGCCACGGGCACGGGCAACUUGAUUGGUGCUUUCGGUCUCGGUUUCUACAGCAGUUUCCUCGUCGCGGACCGUGUGCAGGUCGCCUCCAUCUCUCCCAAGUCAGAAAAGAACCCGACUCCCGCGCAACACGUCUUCACAUCCAGCGCCGACGACAGCUCGUACGAGAUCUUCGCUGACCCUCGCGGCGCGACGCUCGGCAGUCAUGGAACGGAGAUCACCCUGUUCUUGAAACCCGAUGCGGUCGAGUACCUUGACACGGACAAGCUUACUGCCUUGGUCAACAAGCACUCGUCGUAUUCAUCCACGUUCCCCAUCUACCUCUUCACUCAAACAGAGGAUGAAGUCCCUGUCGAGGAUGAGGUUAAGGAGCCCGUCGUAGUCGAUGACGAGGCCGCGGCGCAGAAGCCUUUGGACGACGAUGAGGCUGUUGUCGAGGACGCCUUCGAAGAGGAUAAGGCUACACCUGCUCCACCGAAGACCAAGAAAGUCAUCGUCGACGAGUGGGUCAAGUUGAACGCUCUUCCUCCGUUGUGGAUGCGUCCACCUUCUGAGGCUGCUGACGAGGACUACGAAUUGUUCUACACUGCGUUCUGGAAGGACUUCAACAAGCCUUUGGGCUGGUCGCACUUCUCUGGUGACUCCGAGUCAGGGACUUCGUUCAAGUCUAUUAUCUAUCUUCCCAGCAAGCUGGGCGAGGAAUACUGGAAGCAGCCGUUGGCAUACAAGUCGAAUGACAUCAAACUGAUGGUCAAGCGCGUGUUCAUCACCUCGGAUCUAGGUGACAACGUCCUUCCCAGCUGGGCUGCUUGGCUCAAAGCUGUUGUUGAUGAGGAACUUCACCUCGCUCGGACAGUAUGGGAAAACAAGAAGCAGGGCCAGAAGCAGAUCUUCUACCUGGCUGAGAUGGGCAAGACCAUCGAUGACCUCGCCCAGAGCGUGUUUGUCGAGAAGCUCCACGCUCGAGGAUACGAGGUUCUCCUGCUCAACGAGCCGCUUGACGAGAUUCUCGUGCAGAACCUGAGACAGUACAAAAACUUGCCCUUCCAGGAUGUCGCCAAAGCCGGACUCAAGUUUGGUGACGAAGAUGUCGAGGCUGAGGAAAAGGCCGAGCGCGAGGAAAUGACUGUCAAGUUCGAGCCGCUGAUCAAGUACCUCAAGGAGCACAGCAGCGACACUGUCCGUGAUGGCAAGUCGUAUUGCUUCUUGUCAGCAACACCAGCUCAUAUAUGCCAAACAGUUGUCAUCUCUAACCGUUUGGUCACCAGCCCGUGCGCUGUUGUUGCGGAGAGCUACGGCUACACCGCGAAUGUCGAGCGGAUGAUGGCGUCGUCGAACCAGAAACCCCAAAACGCGGCCAUGCACGAGUUCGCUCGGAAGGCGAAGGUUCUCGAGAUCAACGGCAAGUCGCCGUUGAUCGAGGGUAUGCUCAAGCGGGUCCAACAACUUCCCGAGGACGAGGAGGAGCGGGAUUUGGAGGCUGAGAAGGAACUGGAAGAGGUGACUUCCAUUCUGAUCGAUGGUGCUCUGGUGCGCUCUGGCUUUGAGGUUACCAACUCCAACACGUUCUUCACUCGCGUCGACCGGGUUCUGCGUCGAUCUCUGGGCGUUUCUGAGACGGCUCCAACGGACACCAAAGUGAAGCCGGCUCCGCCCGUUGACCCUGAACUGCCCACAGAAGAGGAGAUGGCGGCGGCGGCAGCAGCAGCGGCAGAACCUAUCCACGUCGACGUGCCACCAUCACCGCCGCAACCGCAAUGGGAAGUGGAGGAAGUCGACGAGUUUGGAGAACCCGUCGUCCGAGCCCAUGACGAGCUAUGAUUUGGGUAGCUUAGCAGGAUAUCAAAAAAUAUCAUUAUAGUAUCUGCAAGUGGUUA